Messenger RNA from Melampsora larici-populina 98AG31, 735 nucleotides. RefSeq lists its product as uncharacterized. The transcript is spliced from 2 exons. The coding region runs from base 1 to 735 and encodes 244 amino acids. The record is from RefSeq and is a predicted model, not a curated record. Lineage: Eukaryota; Fungi; Basidiomycota; Pucciniomycetes; Pucciniales; Melampsoraceae.
AUGAAGUCAACUGAAAUCAAGAACCCACCAGCUGCUCCAGCUUCACAUCAACCUCCUAUCAUCAAGAUCACCAAUCCCCCGUUGGCUCCAGGAUUACAAGGUGAAUCUCCCAUCAGAACGACUGAUGUUGUCACACCAGUGAUGAAGUUGACUGAAAUCAAGAACCCACCACCAGCUCCAGCUUCACCUCGACCUCCUAUCAUCAAGAUCACCAAUCCCUCCUUGGCUCCAGGAUCACAAGGUGAAUCUCCCAUCACAUCCACUGAUGUUGUCAUGCCGCUUCACCUGGAGGUCAACCUCCCAUUGCCUCAUCUGCCACUGCUUCAGGACUCCCUCAAGGUCAACCUCCUAUUAAUUCUACCUCUGGCACAGGAUCACCACAAGAUCAAUCACAAGUUUGGUCCUGAUGUCAAUGUCAUGGUGGUUACUGAGCUGGGUGUGGCACCAGAAGUUAUGACUGCUGGCUCUUCAAUCAUCAUGUCUGAAGUCUCCAAGACUUACCCCAAACCCACCUCACCAACUCCACCUCACAAUCUCUGGAUGGUGUCCAACUCACCUUUGUUUGACCUCACAGCCACCUUGCUUCAAUUCAACCAAAUUGCUGUAGAUGAUGUCCCCCGGGUCUACAGAUCUAUGAUCAGCCUGCUUCUGCACCAACAUCAGGGCCAGGAGCUGCCUUCACAGCCCCCUCUUCACACAACUGAAGAACAUUUCACACCCAAACCAAAUCUUUGA